AUGCCACGCACCAAGGAGGAGCCAGAGCUCUCGGAGUUCGAGAAGCAGCGCGCGGCGAAUAUCGCCGAGCGCGAUGCGCUUCUGAAGAAACUAACACUUGAAGCCCAAUCUGCAGGCAUAUUCUCCAAGCCGCCUGCCUCGAAAUCUUCCUCCCAAACAAAGAAGAAACCCGCGCCGAAGAGAGUUAAGAAAGAAGAUGAACCGCCUGUGCCACGGCGAAUGUCCUCACGUCUCAGGGGGUUAGCGGCUGAAAGUGAGAUCGCUAAGCGGAAAGCUGAGGAUGAAUACCAAGCAAUGAAAGCAGCCGCUCAGGCCAAAAGGAUGCGAAUCUCCGGGGAUUUGAACGUGGGAGAUAUCGUUGUGGGAGAAAAUAAAUGGAACGAGACAGGAUUACAGGGGCUAGGCAUCGUCAAUUCAGCUCAAAGAUAUCAAAGGACAUUUGGAGAAGAAGACAUUAAAAAGACGACAAAUAAAGAAUUAAAGGAAUUGAGGGAGAAAAUGAGCGGCCUCCAGCUCUGGGAGCUCUGGGAGCCAAACCGAAUCAAAAUUACGCGAGAAAGAAUCUAUUCCAUGUUAUUUCAUCCCACUGAGUCAAAGCCCUUGAUUUUUGCUGGUGAUAAAACUGGACAUCUGGGUAUUUUGGACGCAUCGCAGCAGCCUGACCAAAAUGAGAGCGACGAGGAAGAUGAAUACCCCGACCCAACAAUCACAACUAUAAAGCCUCAUACAAACACUAUUAGUGCCAUGCACAUUCACCCAUCUGACCCUUCAAAACUUUACAGCGGGAGCUAUGAUAGCUCCAUCCGCGCCCUGGAUCUAGAAAAGUCAGUCGCAACUGAAGCAUAUGCACCGGCUUCUAACUCUGAUGAUGAGCCAUUGUCAGGCAUAGACAUGGCUCCGACAGAUCCCCAUGUUCUUUACUUUACUACCUUAGACGGAUUCUUCGGACGACAUGAUAUGCGAGUGUCCAGCAAAGCGAACCCCGGCGAUGGAUCCGCUGUCACUUUCUACCAGCUCUCAGAGAAAAAGAUUGGAGGAUUUUCAUUAUGUCCUACCCAACCACACUACAUGGCAACCGCAUCGUUAGACAGAACCAUGAAAGUGUGGGAUCUGCGACAUCUUUCCACUAAGCAUCCCAAGCCCGUGGGCGAACACGAAAGCUCGCUGUCAGUUUCCCACGCAGCGUUCAACCAGAAAGGCCAAAUUGCUACAACCUCUUACGAUAACUCCAUCAAAAUCUACGACUUAGCUUCGAAAGGUCUGAAAGACUGGAAGCCAAACCAUACACUCUCGGAGGACGAAAUGGCGCCUGAUGCUGUGAUAAGACACAAUUGCCAAACUGGAAAAUGGGUUACAAUUCUCCGCCCCCAAUGGCAAGCGUGCCCGGAUAGUCCCGUUGAGCGAUUCUGCAUCGGAAACAUGAACCGGUUUGUGGACAUAUACACAUCAACAGGGGAACAACUGGCCCAGUUAGGUGCAGAUGUGAUAACUGCUGUUCCGGCCGUUGCGGUGUUUCAUCGGACUCAAAACUGGGUCGUUGGAGGUACGGGGAGCGCGAAGGUCUGCUUGUGGAUGUAG
Coccidioides posadasii C735 delta SOWgp is the source of this 1578-nucleotide messenger RNA. RefSeq lists its product as uncharacterized. The record is from RefSeq and is a predicted model, not a curated record. Gene Ontology annotation, molecular function: DNA binding; protein binding. Gene Ontology annotation, cellular component: nucleus. Gene Ontology annotation, biological process: regulation of DNA damage checkpoint. NCBI's taxonomy places the organism in Eukaryota, Fungi, Ascomycota, Eurotiomycetes, Onygenales, Onygenaceae.